AUGGCAGUAUCUGCCACCACUUGUUUUGGUCCAAGGGCAGAAAUCAGCAUCCUGGAAACCAAUCAGUGCUUGCGCUCUGAACUGGAAAAGUGCAAACAGAACUUCCAAGACCUCACAGAGAAAUUCCUGACAUCCAAAGCUACUGCCUACUCCCUGGCCAAUCACCUGCAGAAAUAUAAGUGUGAAGAGUGCAAAGUUAUAGAAUCUGUGCUGGAGGAGGAGGUGCAGUUUCAGGAGAGGGAGCUGGCCGAAUUGCCGAGGUCAGCUGCAAGGCUCCGAAGUCGAGCGCUGGAUAGAGUUGACACAGACACAUGGUUGCUAGAGCCUUUAAUUUCAUUAAAAAGUUACAUAGGAUUGACUUGGGAAAGAGGUUUGUUGACACUCUACUGCCAAGUGGCGGCUUUUUGCCCGCCGCGGCUUUCUGCCCACCCCGCCGCCGCGGCUUAUUCCCCCCACCCCGCCGCCGCGGCUUAUUCCCCCCACCCCGCCGCCGCGGCUUAUUCCCCCCACCCCGCCUCGGCUUUUAGCCCGCCGCGGCUUUUUGACCCCUCGCCUCUGCGAAUUUUGUCGCCGCGGCUUUUUGCCCGCUGCGGCUUUUUGCCGCCCCCGGCGCUGCGACUUUUUGCCCCCCGCCGCCUUUUGCACCCCGCCACCUUUUGCACCCCGCCGCUUUUUGCACCCCGCGGCUUUUUGCCCCCUCGCCGCCGCGGCUUUUUCCCCGCCGUGGCUUUUUCCCCCCUGCCCCCGCAACUUUUCACCCGCCGCGGCUUUUUGCCCCCACCCCGCCUCGGCUUUUUGCCCGCCGCGGCUUUGUGCCCCCCGCCGCCGCGGCUUUUUGCCCCCACCCCGCCGCGGCUUGUUGCCCGACCAGGCUUUUUGCCCCACCGCCGACACAGCUUUUUGGACCCUCGCCGCCGUGGCUUUUUGCUGCUGCGGCUUUCUGCCCUCCCGCCGCCGCGGCUUUUUGUCCCCCCGCCACCGCCGCUGCUUUUUGCCCCACCGCCGCCGUGGCUUUUUGCCCGCCGCGGCUUUUUACCCGCCAUGGCCUUUUACCCGCCGCGGCUUUUUGCCCCCCGCUGUCACGGCUUUUUGCCCCCUCGCCGCAGCGACUUUUUCCCCGCCGCGCCUUUUUGUCCCCGCCGCCGCGGCUUUUUGCUGCCGCGACUUUUUGCCCCGGUCGCCGCCGCUUUUUACCACCGCGACAUUUUGCCCCCGCCGCCGAGGAUUUUUGUCCCCGCCGCCGCGGCUCUGAGGGCGGGAGCGGCAGACUCGGCUGCCAGCUCUACUGGCGUCCUGGCAAGGGCAGCGCCGAGGGGUGCUCCUGGUCCAGCUCUCCUGGCUCAGGGAUUCCUUGCCUAGGCGCCGGCGCCCCGGGCUCCUUGCCUAGGCCCCUGUGGCCUGCAUAGAGCGGCGCUGCCUGCGGAGGCGAUGGGAGAGAAGAAGGAGGGCGGUGGUGGGGGUGAUGCGGCGGCCACGGAGGGUGGCACAGGGGCUGCGGCCAGCCGGGCGCUGCAGCAGUGCGGGCAGCUCCAGAAGCUCAUCGUCAUCUUCAUUGGCAGCCUGUGCGGGCUGUGCACCAAGUGCGCUGUGUCCAACGACCUCACCCAGCAGGAGAUACAGACCCUGGAGAUACAACAGAGAAAUGCAUAAUGUCCAGUCAAUUUUUUAAAGUUCCAAAGUCGGUGGCGCGCAGUGGCUCAUGCCUGUAAUCUCAACACUUCGGGAGGCCGAGGCCUGUGGAUCACGAGGUCAGGAGUUGGAGACUAGCCUGACCAACAUGGUGAAACCCCGUCUCUACUAAAAAUACAAAAAUUAGCCAGGCAUGGUGGCACGCGGCUGUAAUCCCCGCUACUCAGGAGGCUGAGGCAGGAGAAUUGCUUGAACCUGGGAGGCAGAGGUUGCAGUGAGCGGAGAUGACGCCACCGCACUCCAGCCUGGGAGAAAGAGUGAAUGAGACUCCUUCUCAAAAAAAAAAAAAAAAAAAAGAGUUGCAAAGUCAUACCUUUCUGCUCUUGUCAGACAAUUAAGGGGUCUUUGAAUACUUCAGCCCUAAUAAUUUGCUUCCUAACAUACAUAUUGCAGUGCUUAUCUAAUUUUAAAUAUCCUUUUGAUUCAACACCUAAUGUUUUAUUUAGAUCUAUCUGUAUGUUUACAAUAUAUUUUGCUCUGUGUUCUUUCUAUGAGCCCUUGGUAUAUGUUGCCUGAUGAGAGUCUUUGUGUACCUGAAAUCGUUGGUCAUAUCAAAUAGUUGAUGCUAACAACGUGAUUUCUUGUGAGUGCCUGUUUCUGUAUGCCUAUGACUUUGUGUAAUGCCAUAUUAAUAUGACCUCUCUUAAGGCAUAGGGAGGUUGGGAACUGAGUAGAUAUGUUCAGUCACAGGACGCUCGAUGCAUAUGUGGUGGAAUCCUAAUAAAAACCCUGGACUCAAGACUGAUUGAGCUUCCCUAGUUGGCAACAAGUUCACACAUGUUGUCUCACACCAUUGUAAAGAAAAUUCGUCAGUGUGAAGUCCCCACUAUGAAAGGACACCUGUAAGCUCACAUCUGGUUUGUCCUGGACUCAACUUUAUGUGCUUUUAUGCUUCUGAUUAUUUUAAUCUGGUUUCUUUCACUGUUAGAAACUAUAACCACAAAAAAAAAAUCAGCUUUCUUGGGUUAUGUGAAUCAUUAAACUGAAGGGGGACUUGGGGACCCCCAAUAAAAUGUAUAUAUAUUCUUAAAAAGAAAAAGAAAAGUGGCUAUAGCAGAUAUUGCUGAUGACUUGUCUUCUAUGUCCUGGACUCAAUGUGUUCACCUGAAAUUCACCUGUUUCCAGCUAACUGAGAGCUCCCCACAUCAUGCCUGUCUUUCUGAUUUUUGGGCCUGCCUGUAAGCUUCUUGAGGCUAACCAGUGCUUCUCAACCACACAUAGGAAAAAAGAAGGAGUUAGGGGUGGAGAGUUAAUGAUUCUAAGGCAAUCCUUAAGCAAUAAGAGAUGGGGAUUCCAGCAAUCCCCAUCUCUUUGUAAAGUUAUUUUGACACAAUCUCCAUACCUCCAUCAUUACUGAGCACAUAGCAGUAACUACUCAUUGACACUGGCUUCGUGUUCUGCUUCAUUUACUCCAGUUCUUUGCUUUCUUACUCAAUUUCUGAUUAAAGUAUCUGACCCCAGAUAUUUGUUUCAUAGUCUAUUUUAGAGGGAAUCCAGAGCCAAGACAAUAACAAUGGGAGCUUUGCAAUGAGGGAGGGUGAGUAUAAUCAUCAGAAGGUUACCUACCUCACUGGGAACAUGAAGGCCUGGAGAGCUUGCUUUUUCAAUGAGAGAAACAUGUUGAAUCUCAGUUCAAUACCUAUAUAUAUAUAUAUGUGCAAUAAGACAUGCCCUUUACUUAUAUCAAAGGAAAGUGCUCUUUACCUCUCUUUGUUGUGUUUUUAUCACUAUUGCCUACACAAGCAGAAUAUCAUACCCAGGAUUUAAAGCCCUCUCUGCAGGAUUUUCAAGCUCAUGUUUUUAUCAUAAGUCACUCUGCUUCCAUGUGUUUUCAAUCUAAUCCUCAUUCCUCUGCUUUUACACCUGAGAAUUUAUCACUGACUUAUGUUUGACUGACCUCCUUAUAGAGCUGUCAAGUACACAAUUUCUGCUGUGACCUUUCUCUUAGAGUUCAGUCAUAUAGCCUCUCACUAGAUAUCAUUUCCUCUUAUCUUUCCUAAUAAUUGUCAGUUAAAACUCAAUAUUUUUGAGAUUGAGCUUACCAUCUACACACACACACACACCAUUAUUGGUGUAUUCUCAUAGCCUUGAAACACUAAUGUCACAUUGAUGUCUGCCUUUUCUCUCUCUGCUACCUCAUUCCUCAUCCUUAGAUUAUUCUAAAAGAUUCAAUUAGAUCAAAUUGGCUAAUUAUAUUUUUAAGAUCCUCUCUACCCUUCCCAACAUUUCGUUUAACAAAAUUUAAAAAUUUCUGGCAGGAGACUGUUGAAAUCCCCAUGGAUGACUAUGGUUUUACUAUUUUACCUUUCAGUUUUAAUAGGUUUUAUAUUAUGUAUUUUGAAGUAAUGCUAUUGUGUGCAUACAUAUUUCUUAUUUACAUGACUUCUUGAUGUAUUUUCCCCUUUGUCAUUUUGAAAUGUUAUUCUUCAUCCCCAGUGAUAUUUCCUGUUUUGAUGUCUACUUUGUUCAUCACAGUUUUAGGGGGUUUUGGUUUGUUUGAUUUUCUAUUGUUUGGUUCAAGUAAGUUUCUUAUAAAUCUGUUCGAUUCCAUUUGAUGAUUCCAUUUGAUUCCAUUCAAAGAUUCCACUCGAUUCCAUUCGAUGAUGAUUCCAUUCGAGUCCAUUCAAUGAUUCAAUUCGAGUCCAUUCGAUGAUUUCAUUCGAUUCCAUUCGAUGAUGAUUCCAUUAGAGUCCAUUCGAUGAUUCCAUUCGAGUCCAUUUGAUGAUUCCAUCCGAUUCCAUUCAAUGAUGACACAAUUCAAGUCCCUUCAUUGAUUCCAUUCAAUUCCAUUCUAUGAUGACUGCAUUUGGUUCCAUUCGAUGAUGAUUCCAAUGGAUUCCAUUCAAUUUCUCCAUUCGAUUCCAUUCCUUGCUGAUUCCAUUCAAUUCCAUUAGAUGAUAACUCCACUAGAUUCCAUUCGAUAUUGAUUUCAUUAGAUUCUAUUCGAUGAUGAUCAAAUUCGAUUCUAUUCAAUGAUGAUUCUAUUCGAUUCCGAUCAAUAAUUUCAUUCGAUUCCAUUCGAAGAUUCCAUUCGUUUACAUUCGAUGGUGAUUCCAUUCCUGUCCAAUCGAUUAUUCCAUUCGAUUCCAUUCGAUGAUGAUUCCACUGGAGUCCAUUUGACGAUGAUUCCAUUCGAGUCCAUUCGAUGAUGAUUCCAUAUGAGUCCGUUCGAUGAUGAUUCCAUUCGAUUUCAUUCGAUGCUUCUAUUUGAUUCCAUUCGAUGACGAUUCUGUCUGAUUCCAUUCUAUGAUUCCAUUCGAUUCCAUUCGAUGCUGUUAUUGGAUUUCAUUCCAUGAUGAUUCCUUUCGAUUCCAUUCGAUAAUUCCAUUUGAUUCCAUUCGAGUCCAUUCGAUGAUUCCACUCGAGUACAUUCGUUGAUUCCAUCUGAUUCCAUUUGAUGAUGAUUCCAUUCGAGUCCAUUCGAAGAUUCCAUUCGAUUCCAUUCUAUGAUUCCAUUCGAGUCCAUUCGAUUAAUCCAUUUGAGUUCAUUCGAUGAUUCCAUUCAUUUCCGUUCAGUGAUGAUUCCAUUCGAUUCCAUCUGAUGAUGAUUUCAUUUGAUUCCAUUCGAUGAUGAUUCCAUUCAAGUCCAUUCAAUGAUUCAAUUCAAUUCCAUUCGAUGCUGAUUCCGUUCGAAUCCAUUCGAUUAUUCCAUUCAAAUCCCUUCGUUGAUUCCAUCCGAUUCCAUUUGAUGAUGACCCCAUUCGAGUCCAAUCUAUGAUUCCAUUCGCUUCCAUUCAAUGAUUCCAUUCGAGUCCAUUUGAUUAUUCCAUUCGUGUCCAUUUGAUGAUUCCAUUGGAUUCCAUUCGUUGAUGAUUCCAUUUGAUUCCAUUUGAUGAUUCCGUUCGAUUCCUUUCAAUGAUUCCCUAUGAUUCCUUUCUGUGAUGAUUCCAUUUGAUUCCAUUCGUUGAUGAUUCCAUUCGAUUCCAUUCGAUGAUGAUUCCUUCCGAUUCCCUUGUUGAUGAUUCCAUUAGAUUCCAUUUGAUGAUAAUUCCAUUCGACUCCAUUCGAAGAUGAUUCCAUUCGAUUUCAUUCGAUGGUUCCAUGCGAUUCCAUUAGAUGAUUAAUCGAUUCGAUGCAAUAAAAUGCAGCAGAAAGACCCUAAAGAAUGUACUUGAAGAACAAUCCACCUUCCUUCUUUCCCUUUCACCCAGUGGCCAGGCAUCUAUCGGUGGGGGCCCCCUCAUCUACCCCUUCCCCACUCCACCAAGAAAUUUAGUUUAAGCUAGCUUGCAACAUAGAUAAUUGUACCCUUUCUUAUCAGCUAAGUGCAGCCACUAGAGCCGUAAGUCAAAUGUUUGAAAAAUCCUGAGAGUCAUAAUGCAUCGUGUGCUGCAAUAAAAUGCAGCAGAAAGACCCUAAAGAAUGUACUUGAAGAACAAUCAAUAGGUGAUGUCUAGGAAGAUUGUGGAAGGCUAGUACUCAGCCUAUGAGGAACUGAGGGAGGGGCCUGUGCACUAGGGUGUAAAUUGCUUGUUGAAACUGUGCUGGGUGUGCCUGUAUGCCAGACACCCGAUCUUGCAAGACCGUCAUUAAAAGUCUCACUUUCGCUGUUCUCUGGGUCUCUGAGUUCAUUGUUUGGGUUUAGACGGGUGAAUUUGUUUCUCACAAAUUUGAUUGGAUUGAAGGAUGAAAGUAUUGAUCCUAGGUGUAUCUGUGAGGGUGUUGCCAAAGGAGAUUAACAUUUGAGUCAAUGGGCUGGGGAAAGCAGACCCACCCUAAAUCUGGUGGGCACAAUAUAAUCCACUGCCCAUGAAUAUAAAGCAGGCAGAAAAUCAUGAAAAGGCAAGACUGGCCUAUCCUGCCAGCCUACGUCUUUCUCCUGUGCUGGAUGCUUCCUGCCCUGGAACAUCAGACUCCAGGUUCUUCAGUUUUGAGACUUGAACUGGGCCACACAUGAAAUACACUAACACUAACGAUAGCUGAUGAGCUUUAAAAAAUCGCAAAAAAAGUCUUAUAAUUUUAAAAGAGUUUAUGAAUUUGUGUUGGGCCAUAUUGAAAGUGUCCUGGGCCGCAUGCAUGGAUAAGCUUGCUCUAGGCAAAUAAGAUGUCUUAGAUCUGAGUGGGCUUAUAGUAGAUUGACAUGGAACUGGUUUUAUUUUUCUGCAAUAACUUACCACCUUGCAGAAUUUCUUUUAUUUAUUUAUUUAUUUAUUUAUUUAUUUAUUUUUGAGAUGGAGUCUCACUCUGUUGCCCAGGCUGGAGUGCAGUGGCACGAUCAUGGCUCACUGCAACCUCCUGAGUUCAAACCUCCCAAGUAGCUGGGACUACAGGCAUGCCCCAUCAUGCCUGGCUAAUUUUUGUGUUUUUUAGUAGAGACAGGGUUUUGCCAUGUUGGCCAGGCUAGUCUCGAACUCCUGACCUCAAGUGAUCUGCCCGCCUUCAUUUACAGACAUCAUAUUGUGUAUAAUGCCUGAGAAAGUACAUAAUAGUGAAAUAAACAUCCUAGACACUUACUUUAUAGUUGUUUUUGAUGACUCGUAAGAGUGAUGUAAAAAAAAAUAAACGAGUGAUUCGGCUGGGUACUAUGGCUCGUGCCUGUAAUUUCAACACUUUAGGAGGCUGAGGUGGGCAGGUCACUUGAGGUCAGGAGUUUGAGACCAGCCUGGCCAAAAAAGGUGAAACCCCAUGUCUCCUAAAAAUACAAAAAUUAGAUCAGCGUGGUGGCACAUGCCUGUAGUCCCAGCUACUCCGGAGGCUGUGGCAGGAGAAUCGCUUGAACCUGGGAGGCAGAGGUUGCAGUUAGCUGAGAUCGUGCUGCUGCACUCCAGCCUGGUUGACAGAGUGAGACUCUGUCUCAAAAAAAAAAAAAAAAAAAAAGUGAUUUAGUCUUAUAAAGGGGAUCAUUUCACGACCUCAAAGUCUGAGUCACUUUACGUGGUAAUUAAAAUGAACCCAUUGCACUGAAUCUUCCAUGGUAGAAAACAGUAAUAUGGUAUCUCCCCUAUUGUUGAAAGAGUAUCAGCUGUGAGUAAACAUAUGAGCAAUAGGAAUCCCCAGGUCCAGGUGGAAAAAAAUGAUAAAAACUUAUGAGCAAAUAUUUGUUUUCUGGCUGCUACACUAUUGUGUUCUUUUAACUAAUACAAAUAAUGUAAUUUGGGGAAUAUUCAACUUAUAGAGCCCUUUUCUACCUCAAAAAGAAAGUGCUUCCUAUUGCUCUCUUUGCUUACUAAAGCUUGUCAUGGAUACAGUCUUGGCGAGGGUGAUAAAGAGCUCUGGCAUUUGGUCUGUUUCACCUGAAUUGUAACUAGGGUCCCCUGAUGAAAUUAUCUCCUGCAGGGACUACUUAUUUAUUGUUUAUCUUCUGUUUAACUAGAAUGUUUUUAGCAGAUACAAGGUGAUCUCAUUUACAUCAUGAAUAUGGUUUCUGGACACCUUAUCUUUAUAACUAUACAAAUAAUUCAUCUAAAUUCAAAUAAGUAACAGAAACAACGGUUAAAAUUUGCCAUAUAUUGUAGCCCUUAAAAUACGUUGGAGAAAAAGGAAUAUGACAUUCCAUAAAAUCAGAAAACAUAAAUAUAGAGUUGGGAUAAGGAAAUUCAAUAGCCUAAUCUGGAAGACAAGGAUUCACCUAUGUAUUAACAAAAGGUUCUACCAAUGUAAUCCAAGACAUGAAACAGUAUCUGGCAAAGCCUGUGGGAAAAAGCACUGGAGAGGGAGACAGAUUACUUGGGUUCUAGUCUGGGCUCUGCCACUAAAUGAGUGUGUGCCCUUGAACAGAUCAGAACUCUCUAUGAAUUAUUCCAUUUGUAAAAUGAGAGAAUUAGAUUAAUACAUUUUUAUAAGAUUCCCAUUGUUCUAACAGUCUGUCCCUAGGUGUUCCAUAAAAUAUACAAGUAGGUUAAGUUAGAAUUACCUGUUUAAGAGUAGCUUUUCAGAUUGAUGAUUAUUUCAGUUCAUUCUGCAUAAGGAUACCAGACAAGGCAACUCAAGUCCUGGGAGGGUCAGAAAGUGCAGGAGCUUAAGUCUAUCUGUUAAUGAGUUACUGUAGGGGAGGCAGAGAAAGGGUAAUAUAUCUGUUUAUUUUGCAAUUUAUACAGUUCAAGGGGACAGUUUCUAAAAUAUAUGCUAUUUGUUUCCAAACUAUGCUACUUUAGGAAAUGCAUAAUUUUGGUGGUUAAUGGUAGUAUAAUAAAACUUAGUUAUGGCAUUUAGCCAUCUGUCAUUUACCCUCUUUACAUGUGUUGUUUAUGUAUUUUCUGUUUUUAUGUAAUUAGCUCCUUUGGUGUGUUCCUACAUGGAAGGAUACUGCCUCUUUCUGAUCCUACCUGAGCUUCUGAAAUAAUUAGAUUGGGGAGAAAAAUGCUGAAUUGAAAUCUGUCUGACUUUUAAACAAUGAUGUUGACUCACUUUAUGCUAGAAUACGACAAGCCAGAUAUUAUUUUCUGUGUAACAUUAAAAAAUUAUUUGCUGUU
Molecule: messenger RNA, 9101 nt
Organism: Pan troglodytes (chimpanzee)
Lineage: Eukaryota; Metazoa; Chordata; Mammalia; Primates; Hominidae
Exons: 5
Coding region: 1-1359 (452 amino acids)
Source: RefSeq, a predicted model, not a curated record